AUGAGGCUCACGGCGGAGCUCAUCAGGGACUCGCUUUCCUACCUGAACCCGCUCAAGGAGCGCGAGCUGGAUCUCCGAGCGGGACGCAUUCGCGUCGGGUCGUUAUUAGGACAUCGAAUUCCGGCGAUUGAAAACUUGGGUGUCGCGGGCCCUCACGACUCCAUCGACUUCACCGACAACGACAUCCAGAUCCUCGGCAACUUCCCGCUCUCCCCGCGCAUCUCGACGCUUCUGCUCGCGCGCAACCGCGUCUCGAGCAUACAGCCCACGCUGCCCAACGCGAUCCCGAACCUGCAGCAGCUGGUGCUCGCGUCCAACAAUGUGGCCGAGCUGGCGGACCUGGACGCGCUGGCGGGGUUCAAGAGGUUGACGCAUCUGGUCUUGGUCGAUAACCCGGUCACGAAGAAGGAGAACUACCGCUACUGGGUCGUCUGGCGGUGUCCGACGGUGCGGUUCCUCGAUUACCACAAGGUCAAGGAGGCGGAGCGGGAGAAGGCCAGGGAGUUGUUCGGCACAGCCGACGAGCCCACGGCCACGGCAUCAAAGAUCAUGGGCAUCAAGUCCAAGACGCUCGACGUCUCCGCGACCAACGGCGCCGCCGGCGCCCCGUCGAAGCUCUCGAGGAUAAAGCUCACGGAAAAGGAGAAGGAGAGGCUGAAGGAGAUGAUCAAGAAGGCCGACAGCCUGCAGGAGAUCAUCCGGCUGGAGAAGAUGCUCACCGAGGGCACCAUCCCCGCCGGCGUGCAUCUGGACGGGGACGCCACCAUGGAGGGCUGA
Messenger RNA from Colletotrichum karsti, 777 nucleotides. Its product is annotated as u2 small nuclear ribonucleoprotein a. Gene Ontology annotation, cellular component: U2 snRNP. Gene Ontology annotation, biological process: mRNA splicing, via spliceosome. NCBI's taxonomy places the organism in Eukaryota, Fungi, Ascomycota, Sordariomycetes, Glomerellales, Glomerellaceae. The record is from RefSeq and is a predicted model, not a curated record. Gene Ontology annotation, molecular function: protein binding; U2 snRNA binding. Bases 1 to 777 code for a protein of 258 amino acids. The transcript is spliced from 5 exons.